Cyanistes caeruleus (blue tit) is the source of this 13644-nucleotide messenger RNA. RefSeq names its product transmembrane protein 178B (gene TMEM178B). Gene Ontology annotation, cellular component: membrane. The record is from RefSeq and is a predicted model, not a curated record. Lineage: Eukaryota; Metazoa; Chordata; Aves; Passeriformes; Paridae.
GCGCCGGGGAACGGAGGCAGCGCGACCUUCGGCUGCCUGGAUGACGGCGCCUACGACAAAAGCGGGAGAGUGAAUGGCAAGGCUGGCAGAGAGAAGCCGAGGUGUCUCCGGAGCCAAGAUGCCAGUGGCUGUCAGCGAAGUCUGCUGAGGGAGAGACCCGUGAGUGCCCGCGUUCCCAGAGCCAGCCGGGGAGGGGAUGUUUUAACCACGAUUUCAAACAGCAGCAGCAGCAGCAGCAGCAGCGGCAGCGGCAGCAACAACAACAACAGAUUGCUCCCCCGCUCUUGCUCCCUCCCUUCCGACCCCGCUUUAAAGCCAAGCAAGUGACCGGCCGUCCAGACGAUGAUGCUCUUGCUGAGCCACUGAGGAGGAAAAGGCAAGUCACCCGUUCCUGAAACCGGGACAGCUGGCUGCUUGCAAGUGGGAGAUGUCAGGCUGCUGAACUUUUCUGUCCUGUGAUGAUGCUGUAGUGAGCUUGCUGAUCUGAAAGCCAUCUCUUCUGGAUUUCUGAGUGGGCCAGAUUGAAAGAGAUUAAUGAACUGAUAAGCCAUCGGGUCUCUUCAGGGGGAUUCAGCCCUUCAGGCCCCGUCACUCGGGUGCUGGCAGUGCGGGGGUCACUGGUGAAAGGCUGUGCUUCUCCUCACCAGGUCUCCUCUGCAGAGGAGAAGAGGCAGAUGAGACUCCAAGACUGCCUCCAGGGCAGAACUUUGUAGUGCUCUCAGCAUCCCUCUGCAGCGUGGAUGUGAGCCACGGGAGUUUGGGAUGUUUGAGGCAGUCUGUGCCAAGUGACACCUAGCAGCUGCUCCGGUGGUUUUUGCGUGGUCUCACCCCCAGCGGCUUUGCCUGUUGUGAAGAUGUCCAUGGUGUUUCUGUGAAGCUGAGGCAUGGCUGCUGGAAGGUUACUGCUCUAUGCUGGCCUCUCUUUAGCUCUGUGUGCCCUUGGCAUGCUGGCUGUGGCAAUCUGCUCUGACCAUUGGUAUGAAACUGAUGCCAGGAAGCACAGAGAGAGGUGCAAGAGCAUCACCACUAAGAGAAAUGAUCCUGGCUUCAUUUAUAACUCCAACAACAACCUGCCUCUCAGGGCCAGCAGGUCUAGGUUGGACCGCUGGGAAGGGAAACUCCUCUUGGCAAGAAACAGGAGGCAGAUCUUUGCUAUGAGCGCAGUCGACGAGUGCAACAGACAGUACAACUCCACCAAUAUGGGGCUCUGGAGGAAAUGCCACCGACAAGGAUUCGACCAGGAGCUGGAGGAGCUGAUUGCCAAAGGAGCAAUUGAGCGGUGCUCGUACAUCAAGUACCACUACUCCUCAGCCACCAUCCCCAAGAACCUUACCUACAACAUCACCAAGACGAUCCGCCAGGAUGAGUGGCAUGCCUUGCAUCUGCGCAGGAUGACAGCUGGUUUCAUGGGCAUGGCUGUGGCCAUCAUCCUUUUUGGAUGGAUUAUUGGCGUGCUGGGGUGCUGCUGGGAUCGAGGCCUUAUGCAGUAUGUGGCAGGGCUUCUCUUCCUCAUGGGAGGAACCUUCUGCAUCAUUUCACUGUGCACGUGCGUGGCUGGAAUCAACUUUGAGCUCUCCCGCUACCCCCGCUACCUGUACGGACUUCCCGACGACAUCAGCCAUGGCUAUGGCUGGUCCAUGUUCUAAAACAAAAUGGACAGAAUGUGUGAGGAAACGUAGAAAAGCAUUUUCUCUUUGCCUGCCAAACUUUAGAGAGAAGCAAACAAGUGAAAAUAAUAAUUAAUAAUAAUAAAAAAAAACCUAAGAAAAUAAAACCAGAAAACAAUAAAAAUCUCCAAGAGGACAUCUCAGCGGACUUUCCAACAAUGCAGUUUUAAUCUUCCAGCUGCCUUACAUCCAGGCUUACAACCGAGGCUGAACUGCUAAUGCAAAUGUGGCAGAAGGCCUUUUGAAAAUGCUGUGAUACAUGUGUGUAUAACUUUUUCUUCCCUCUUACUUAAUUUAUUUUUUUUUAACAAAAAGAAAAAUUUAAAACAUUGCAAUGUGAUUGUCCACUAAACCAUCCAUGCUGUGUUUGUGGCCCAAGACUGAGGCACUGCAGCGGCAGAAGUGUGAGGAAAGCCGUCAGGUCUGAGACAGCGCAUCUUCUCUGGUGGAUUUCAGCAGGUUAUUGUGUUUUUUUUCACGGAGCUUCUAAGAAUUCAGGAUGGUGGAUCCAGGGGAAGACUGACCAAGGAGAAGGGAGGUGGGGGGAGGCCUGGUAGCUGUUCUUCCUGGGGAUUUGUUGGAAUGUGAUUUCAUCAAGUUUCCCACCUGGAUGUUCGAGACAACUGGGAAAAAGCCAUUGCAGAGGAGGAAAAGGGAGCUAAUUUCUGUAGAAGAGAAGUAAGAGAUGCCUCUCAUUGUGUUCAUGUAUGCCAAAUAAGACCUUUCCAUAUCCUGUCUUUGGAAACUGCCCUGGUUCACUGGACAUCUCCUCUCUCCAUCUGAGAGAACUGUGUACAGAUGGACAUGAAAGGGUUAGAUGCAGAGAACAGAGGUCCAUUUCCCAUGAGCUUAAGUAUUGUAUGAUAUAAGUGUGAAUCUGCAAAUGGAACUCUCUUUUUUUGGUCUUUCUCCUUUUCCUGCUACUCCUUUUUCCUACUGUCUCCUUUUUCCUUCCCUCUGCUCUUCCCAUCGUUCAGGUCAUAGAUCCCAGAAGAGCUAAACAAACAGCUAAGUCUGGAGAGGUGGGUGAAUGCCAUUAGGGGAAGACAAGAAUUCUGGCUUUGAGGAUAGUGGGUCCUUGCAGGGUACCAGUGGCUGAGGGCAAGGUGGGGAAGAAGGGCCAAGGGUGUAGCCAAAGGGACUCUGAAGAAGGAUGACUGAAUUGCCAUGCGCAGGAGUGAGGCACCACUGACAAAUAUGACAAAAAAGGGAGACAGGACAAAGAAAAAAGGUCUCCCCAAAACCAGUCCAACCCAACAAGCUCUUAAUUCAGGGAUAGUACCAGCAAUCCUUUAUUACAUGAUAGCUGCAUGAUAUCAGUCCUCAUUAGUCAAUUAAAAGUCAUCCUCUCCAUCUAAAAUAUCUCACCAGGAGAAGAAGCCUGUGCCUGCUGCACAGAAAUGCAGGCAUUAAUUUCCAGGUCAUACCAUUUACACAGCUGGCAAGAAACAGUAUUUCUUGGUUUAAAAAUAUCCAGCUAACAAAUAAUUCUUACACAUGUAGUUGUAUGACAGUGCUCAAAGAAACAAAGUUUCUGGAGGGUAUGUUGGAGUAGAGUAGAUUUGGGGUUCUUCCAUUCUUGCUCAGCUACCUAGCUUUUGUUUUCUGCUGUCUCCAGAUUCCCCAAACAUGCCAAUGCCAGCUGCUAAUUCAGUGUGUUCCCACUGAAGUGCCACCCCUGUCAACUGAAGUUUCACUAUUUCAUUUUCCAUUAGAUGUGACCAUGUGACCAGAGAAAUUACUUAUUUAUUUGAGCUGAAAAUAUAAGCAUUUUGAAGAAGCUUCCUUUUUAAGCAGAUUGGGGUUUGGGUUUGGUUUUUUUUUGUUUGUUUGUUUGUUUUGGGGGAUUUUGUUUGUUUGGUUUUUUGUUUAUUUCUGGGAAGGUUUUCAAAUAGAAUGGUUUCAAAAAGUUUUGAAAUCAUUUGACUGUGCAAGUGCCUACUUGGUAAGGAGGUUGAUGAAUUACCAUUGAACAGAAGAAGGAAAUUUAAAACAAAAACAGCCUUGGAGAUCUAAAUGAAAGCUGAAAAACCAAUAAAUGGAAACCAAAAAUGACCUAUAAAAAUGGUUAAUUUCUUCAAAGCAUGAAAAAUUUUAAAAAAAACAACUUAUUGAUAAGGAAUUAUUAGGAAAAUUACAGCUGUUUAAUUAAAACAGCUUUGAAUGAAAUCUUUCUUCCUCCUCUGCAGUGCUAAAUGUGAUAGGAAAGCUGUUUCACGUAAAUAGAGAUAGAUAUCUGGAGUGACACAGGAAUACCAGAGUCACAGAGGUACCUAUCUGGAGUCUACCAUCAGGCCCUGUGGCAGGCAGAGCAGUACAGCAGCUCCUGUGAUGAUGUAUCCUUGUGUGGUCCAUCAGUGUUCACAGGGUGUAUUUUACAGAUAUAGUUUUGAAAGAGGUAUAGCAGUAAGAUUUAAAGAAAUGGAAGUAAUUUUGCUGUUUGAUGGAUUUUCAAAGAUUUCCUUUUUUUCUGCAGCUGGCCUAAAGCCAGUUUUGCCUUGAUGAAGUAUUCUCUGAUGGUGUUGGUUUACAAGCUGUAUAUAAGCCUGUGUGUCUGUCUGUGUGUGUGGCAGUGGUGGAAGAGGGUUAUGGUUAUUUUUCUUUGCAACAGAAAAGUGUUCACCCUGAAUCUUUGGCGCGGUUCUGUGAUUUUCCACUUGCUCUAGCAUAGGGUGUGUAAGGCCUGUGUGGCUAUGAAGCAUCUUAAAAGCUCCAUCUGAAGCAGCAGGUGAUCAUGUCACCUUAAUCUCCAGCUGGAUCCCCAAAAGGACCCCUUGUCCAAGCACCAGUUCUCUCAUUAUUGCUUUAGGUAAGGGCAGAACCCCUUUGGGAGAUUGUGAAUUUCCCUCCAUGCUUCUCGAAGACCUGGGAGGAGUCCCAUGUGCUUCCAUACCCCUGAAUAGGGGUCAGAGCCCCACCACGCCUUCUGUGUGCUCAGACUUGUCUUUUGAGCAGGGUUGAUCUAGAAUACAUCCAGAUACAAAUUUGUGAGGGUUAGUGUCUCCAUCUCUCCUGAGCUGAAGCACACUCACAGCUACUCUGAGUUUCUGUAUUUUGGGGUAGGCUUUGAAGUAUUUUUCCUGAACAGAAAUUGAAGCUUUUUUACUAGGGCGUGGUUUCUAAGUUGUAGGAGCAGCUAAUUAAAAAUCUGUUAUCAGUGAUCCCAGCAUUAAGGGGCUUGACCCUGUCCAUCAGAUCUGCUCUGGCCAAGUGCCUAAGCAAGUGCUUUACUUGGAGCAUGUGACUAAUCCCCUUAACUUUGGUUGACUAUUCAUAUAUUUAAGUCAAGAAUGUGCUUUCCUGGAUGAUUUUCAGCUUCCUGCAGAGUCCAGCCCACGCUCUUCUUUUCCAGUCCUUGCCCUGUAGAUAAGGUGACACUCUGUCCUAGCCUGAACAACCAGUGUGUUCUUGGUUUCCCUUUCUGUGAAGUGGAAAUGCAGGAUCCAUAUUUGGCAGGCUCUUUCCCACACCUAGCCCUUCAGGUUGCACUUCUGGGACAAUAAAUCUCUAUGCUCCAGAGACCACAGAGCCACUGGAGUGCAGUGAAGGCAGAUACCCUAAAAUGCCCAUCCUAAGGAUGCAGGAUGAAUUGGUUGAACCCACUGCCAUCUGCAGGCUGAGGUUUUGUGUGUAAUGACUCAGUUGUGUUGCCCUGUGACUGUAAGGAGUCAGCUGCAGGGUUUCUGCUGUCCAUCCCUGCUGGGAUGCUGUACAUGUGAAGGGGCUAUGUGGCAGCAGCACACAUGCCCUGUAUCCUAUGUACCCUAUAGUGCACCAACUUCUUUAAGCUACAGCUGUUUGUGUGCUAAAUUUCCUGACCCAUAUUAGCCACCUGUAUAUAUCAUCGAUCCCUUCUUCCUCUCUGCAAACACACAACUGAUCUUUCCUCAUCUAAACAGUACAGUCCCUCCAGUUCUUUUUCUAGUUGGGCUUUUUUUUCCUUCUGCCCCAGGGACAGUCACAAGUGGAUCACAAACCACCAGUGACCAGAGCAAUUUCUUUGAAAUACCGCUUUUGAAAAAUUGUCAUUACUUUUUAAAAUGUUAUUCCAGCUGCAAUAAAAAACGAAAGGGAAAAAACAGCAUCCUCAGAGUACUCUAAACAGAGGAUCCUCAUCCUCCCAAGAGUGAAUUGUGAGAGUGCAGGUGUCCUGCUUUCCUGUGGAUGCAAGUCAUUUGGGACCAUUUUUAGCUAUGUGCCGUUCAGUGGAUGGUGAAUAAAACAAAGCUGGUGAAGGAGGAGGAGAUUGAUGUGCAGGGGCUGUCUCAGAUUCCCAAGCAUUCCUGGAAGACUGUGUCUCCAUGGCUGUCCAUUUACCCACCGUGCAGUGCCUCUGAAUCAGGCUCAUCCCUGGAGCCCCACUAAUAAGCAGAGCUCAGAAGAAAAUCACUGUAAUCUGUCCUUAAUUCUUGAGCGCCACGCUAACUGCCAGCAGCGAAAUGGAGGGAAAAUAAUAUGUUACCAAGUAUAGCUUAAAUAAAGACACACAUUAUUCGGGCUCUUUCUUCUCUGGAUCUCUACAUAGGCCUCGAAGGGCUACAGGAGUGCUCAGGCACAUUCACACAAACAACCACUGCAUUUUCUUGUCCCCAAGUUUCUCACCCCUUCGUGGUCCACACUGCUGUUGCUCAUCCAGCCAGCAAGGGAAGACUCAAGGUGAAAGACUGAGACAGUUCUGAACGAUUGCCAGGCACCAACAACAGACAAAGAGUAAAAAAUGGGCAUGAAACACAAACAGCAUAUAAAGAUUAGUGAUAGAUGAUCUUCUAAGGUCAGGAACCAAAGUUCAAAAAAGCCUAAAGCUUGAUUGCUAACUCCAGAUCCAUAUAAAAUCUUGGUUCUGCCAGUUUAAGGUGAAAACUCAAAAACCAGGGCUUAGCUCAAAACUUGCAGUCCAUUGUUUCCAGUCACAGCCAGGAAUAUAACACAACUAUUCCAUAGUCUGUUGAGGUUCUUAGAAAGCUCAGGUGCCUUAGAAAACGUUUCAGUGCUGUCUUGGUUAACAUAAAAAAUGAAAUGUGUGCUUAUACACUCACAACAUCUAUUCUUUGGCUUUAGAAAGGAAGUCAUCAGAUGGCCCUGCCUCCCUCCCUCCCUGGCACUCCCCCAGUUCAGUUUAGAGUUUCUAUCCUGUGUGCCCCACUAACACCACAAUCAAGCAGCCUUCUUCAGAGCCAUAAUUAGUGAUUGCAACAUUUUGACAACAAAUGCUGCUGGUGCCAGGGGGGUCUGACAGGGGGCUCUCAGCUUUGUGUUGACAUCAGUUGGAGAACUGGAGCCUGAUACAGUGCUGUCAAUUUAAUUGCAGUAUGCCUUGCACAAGUUUAGGAUUUAACUUGAGAAAGAGUCUAGACGACUGCCUCAAUAAAGGCCACAAGAGGGAAAUUAAAUUCUGGUCACCUCUAGUAAAGCAUUCCAAAAUCACAGAUCAAUUGUCCUUCCCUCGCUCAGGAAAGACUUUAAAUGAAAAUAUCAGUCUCAGAUAGAUUAUCUCCAGGGGAAAGUGGGAGAGUGAAAAAAAGGAGACCCAACAGCAGUUGCUUCAGAACUGGUGGAAUUCUGUGAGAAUACUCCAAUGUCACCCUCAGCAUUAGCAGCAGGAAUUGUCAGUCCCUUAUAGGACUGCACUUUUAUAUUCUUCCUUCACUGAUUAACACUCCUGCACAGUGGCAAAAAGUGACUUCCAAAGUGUUCCUGCAUAGGGUGUAUACAAAUGGGCACCCUCCCUCCCUUUUUUCCUUAAGCACACACAUGUGCACAUCCCACAUGAUGUGGAUGCCAGGAACCUGUGAAAGUGUCCAAUAUAGGCAGAAAAUACAUAGCAAAAUGCAGCAUGAUUGUUCUCGUUCUUUUACACUUAUCUCAGGAGUUGCAAUGCAGUUCAGAUGCCAUCUGUGACCCUGUUGGGUUGUGCACGCAGACCACAUGCAAACUCUCUGCUGGAGAUGCAUGAGGGAGCACAGUACAACUGGGAUAAAUUUGGUAUUUUCCAUCAAAAAGUGUUUGGCUAUUUAAGGAAAAGUUUCCAAUGUAUCCCCUCCAAAUCAGAAAUGUUUACAAUCCCACUGUGUAGCGAUCCCACUGUGCCAAGAGGCAGUGCCAUGGCAGGACACCCCUGAGCCUGCACAGGGCUCGUGCAGGUUGUUGGCAGCAUGAAGACUGUGGUUGAAGCUGCUGGGCAGAGCAGGGAGCUUCACAUCUCGUGGGUCUGAGCCCUACCUGCAGCAGCAGGACACAGGAAUAUCUCUGUAAAGGCAGUUCCUUCAAGUGGCCUCAUUACUAUGCCAGUGGGUCAGAAAUGCUCAAGCAGCAACAGCAAUUCUGCAGUAGCUGAGAUAAAGAGCUAAGCCUUCAAAAACCUGUGGGUUUUGCCCCAGUUUCAAAACUAUGCAGACUCCAAGGAGUGUGACUCAGUUAUGGCUUAGUCUUCUGAGGCCAGAUACACCAAACAGCUUCAGUACCCAAUUCCUCUUCAGACACUGAGUAAAACACUAAGUGCUUUUGGUGCCUAUAUGUUUUUUGAAAAAAACUUACACACUCCUAAUUUGCUUAAACUCUCAUGAUGUUUUAUCUCAAGAAGAGUUUUCUUCUGUCUGUAGAGCAUAAGGCUGUAUUUUUUUUUUUUACAAAGAGCUAUUCAUUAACAAUGUAGAUCAUAAGAAAAAGGUUCGAGUAAUCAGAACAACAAAAGUGCAGCCUUAGACUGUUCAGUUAGAGCGUACUGAAUUAUUUAUAACUCCUGGGCACCAACAGCAAUCCCAGAUAUCUAAUUUAAACUGUUACUAUUUUUACUUGGCAAUUUCCAUCACUUAGAGUGUUUAAAUCCAUGUAUUUGCGGUUUGAUCUUUUGCAGGACAAAAUUUCCCUUACUUACACAGAAAAGCAUAUUUGGGAACUUUUGAAGGUAUUUUUCUGCAGUAACUUUAAUUAUUUUAAAGCCUUUUGAGGCCUAGUAUGACAGAUGUUACAACUUUCAAAACUGUAAACUGUAUCUAAAAUGGUUUAGAACUUUCAGUUCUUUAAAUCCUCUUUGAUUACAGGUCAUUUGGAUCAAGGAGAAAUUUCUUUCAUUAGCAGAUGUAAGACUGGGUCCUAUUUAUAUGUACAUGUGAUGAGGGGACUUGGGUAAGGGGGCUGCACUUCUAUGUCAGCCCACUUAAGGAUCUUUUGCAUAGAUGCAGGAAAAGUCACUGCUAAGUCACUCCAACUUUCUACCAAUCUCUUUUUGUAAAAAGCAACCAUUUUACUUGUGUGUGGCUGGAAUAAAGCAUUAUUAAAUCUAGCCCAUAGGCUGACACACAUAUACUUGUAUAUAUGUGUAUAUUUGUAUGUAUAUUUGUAAAUUUAUGAAAAAUGUCCGUAUCAUCGUGAUUGCCUGAAAUAACCUGAGGUUGAUGUACAGAUUUUCAGGCAAAGGACUGUUUUUUUUUCACGAUCCUCAUGUAUCUCAGUUUUAAACCAAAACAAACUAAAAAGUACUAUUUCCCAGGAAAAUCCUCAUUUUGCCAUUGAACCAGUUGAGGAGGGGUACCACACUCAAGCCAACGGCAUGCACAUCCACACACGUACAUCCAGUCAAAGAACUGGGUCUCAAGGGCUUUUUUAAGGAAAAGGAAUGGACUGAAAAAGCAAUGGUAGGAUUUCUGUUCAGCAUUAGCUCUCUCAAUUGAUUCUCUUGUCCUUUAUUAGGAGGCCCUUUGUACAGAUGCUGUUCUCUUUAGGUGUACAUUUGGGAGGAGCGCCUUGGUCUGUGACCCUGAGCCACCGAAAGGCCAGGAUUUUCUGACCUGCCUUUGUCCCCAUUAACCUUAGACAUUUAUCUGAGUUCAUGAUGUUAAUGAGCCCAUCUCCCUUGGCUUCUUGUACAGGUAGGGAAGAGAGACAGUUGCUUACAGGUGGUGAUCUAGAAAAACUGACAUCUAAGAUUUAGGAGCUCCUUCUUGCUUCAUGCAAUGACCACUCACCUGCCUUGGGUGAUCCAAAGAUCUUAAAAGAUCUUAAAUCCUGGUGAGGUGAACCAGGAUUUAGGUGAACCUAGUGCAGAAGAGCAUCCAUAUGGAGAUCAGCCAUGUCUGUGUGCUUUGGGUGCAUGGCCUGGGUUCACCUGUAAAACACAGGUUUUAAUUGUGAAAUCCAGUUGGAACAAAAGGAGAUGUUCACAACAGCCUUCCCCUCCCGAACUGCAGCAUGAUUGCAAAAGGAUAGGGCUUGUCCCAACCCCUGGAAAUAGCAUUUGAGGUGAGUGCCUUGUGAUGGCCUCCAGGCACAGAUGACUGGGUGAACCCAGUGCUGGAGGUCAGAGGUCUUUGGUCCGAACUCUUCACCUUUCUCUGCCAGUCCUGCACAUUGCUGAAGCAGUUCAAAGAGUAAAUUUAAAUGUUUGAACAGCUGAGCUGCUCAAAGGUUACUUUUCUUGCUUUAUUUUUCCCCAAACUGGACUGAAAAAGUCAUCUAGCUGGUAGUGAUAAUCAAAAAAUUCUCCUCCAAGAUACAGUCUGGGUAGUUUCAUAUUCUUUUUUUCAAUGUUAAUAACUGCUUUACAAACAGCUUACAUGGAGAUUAAAGAGAUUGCAAUUUCAUCCCUUAUUGUUGGGAUUAUUCUUGUCCUCAGAAAAACCAAGAUGAGGACUCAAAAAGAGGAUGAACUGUGGCUGUAUUAUUCAGAAAGCUGCUUUGACAAGACUGAACAUACAUCUCCAUCUCAUGGUGAGUCUCUCAGAGCCAAAAUUUGGAAUUGCAUAUUGACAGUGAGUCUACCUAGAAGGACCAGCAGUUUAAUCUAGUAUUAGAACUUUGAAACUCUUGUAUAUAAGUCCCAUAUAUUACCUGAAUAAAAGAAACAGUCAGAGGAGUGGAAAAAUUAAACUGAUUUCUGAAAACUCUAAGGCUAAAUGAACUUUGGAUCUUGUACAAAUUUAUGGUCACUACUAUUUGUUUCUACAGCUAAAUUUAAGUCAGUGACUCGACAAUCUUCACCCAUCUCUCAGAACAACUUUAUUUUUAAAAAUAUUGUUAAGGUUUUGACAAGAGGCGCUUCAGCUGACCUGCAGGGAAUUGUAAAAUAAAGAUCCAAUAUUGUGUACUAGUACUUAAGGAAAGGCUUUAGUUAGAAAGUGGAAGAUAAAGCUGAGUUCCAGGGAUCAAAUGUUAUUUUUCAGCAUGGUACUACCUUGCCCAAGCUGUAGUGUAUCAUCCUGACAUUCUUCUCCUGUUCUCCCUUUCCCUUUUUUGAGGAGUAAGAUAUGUAUCUCUGUCUCCCUCUCUUCCUUUUCCUCCCUGUGUGUAAGAAUACAGACAUACUUCCUGUAAAGACAUUUUUCUCUAAAUUUCAUUCCAUACCAGCUCUUGCAUAUGUGACUGUUUUGUUAUUUGAGAUGUCUGUGGUAAAGAAAUAAAGGCUUUAAGAGUGAACUCUGGAAAUGAGGAGGAGUUUGAGAAUAUAUCAAAUUUACAGAUGCAGCACCAUUUUCUGCAAGAUUUUUUAGAAUGUUCCUAAAUUCUCAUCAUCACUCUUUUGCCCUCCCUCUCUGUGAGAGGGAUGAGGAAGGUACUGGGAUGUGGGACUCUCAAAGGUUGCUCUUUAAACUGUUGACUCACAGUGUCCCACAAGGAUUUUGCAGGUUUUUCAGAGUUUUAGUGUCAAAGAAAACCUCCUUUUAAAAAGUCAGUGCACAGCAUCACAUGGCAGGAGGUUCUAAGGGGUGACUCCAUACCAGUUUAUCUUUGUUUCCCAUUCGUUACAACAGUCCUGGCAUACAGCCAUGCACAUUCUCCUCCCUUCUGGGUUCACUUUGCCAAGAUGUGGCUUGCCAAGGGGAGCCUGCCUGACCUCCCACCAUUGGGAUUGCUCUUGGAUUAUCUUCUUGGAUAACUUUCCAUUUUCUCUCAAAAAACCCAUCUCACGUCCUAAUGAGAGCUGUAAGCGCUCCUGUGACCCUGCCACAGAGAGCAAAUGCCCAGGCUCCAGGGGACAGAGCAGUGCCUGGCACUGGGGUGAUCCUGGGGGUAAGGAAGGAGAAUGGGUGGAGCUCUCAGGCCACCAGAGCUCCAGUGUCACCUUCCCCUGUGAGCUCUCCUGCUGCUCGUGAACCUCUGGGCCAGUUCAGAGCAAGGGUCUGACUCUCACUCUCCCACUUGUGCCCAUGGGAAAUGGGUGUGGAUGUGCAAAACACGUCUAUGUGAGGGCACAAGUGCUGGGUGCAAGGAGCAGGGAGAAACCAGACACGCUGGACUCCCCACCAUCCACUGUGGACACAUCUCACAAAGAUAUUUGCUCUUCAGGAUUUCUUCUGACCCAAGUAAUAUUCAGCUUAACCACAUGCUGCCACACUGGCCAGAAGUUUUUGGAGGGUUUCCCUUUCUUGACUUUCUCAUUGGUCCUUUUUUCCUUAUGUUUUUUUUCUCCCUUGCUCAGAAGAAACGAAGCAGUUCCCAUAAUCAUCCUUGAUGAUGAUGAAAGUUGCAGUCAUCAUUGUUUCUAAUUGACAGUUUGGGAAGCUUAGGAUAAUAAUUCACUUAAAUGCCUGCAAAUUGAAGUAUGUCAGCACUUUCCUAGGACAUUCCCAAGUAAAAUAAUAUGACUGGUACAGGACAUUUGUCAUCUUGGCCAGCUGUUUAUGUUUCCUCUAAGUGCAGCACACACACAUCAAAGCUGGAUUAAGAAAGACCCAGAAUGACACAAUACUCAGGCAUAUUCAGAGAAAUGCAGCAAUACAUCACAUUUAUCUGGCAUAUUUUCUCUAUAGAAAAUUUUAUGAGUCCCAUCAGACCUAUCUGAGGCAGGUAGGUAUUACAGCCAUUUUGGAGAUGGGAAGCCAAAAGCCUGGGAAAAGACCUUCUAUUAAGUGGUUUGGUGCCCCCUCACAAGUUCUACCAGCUGCAGGUGGAGCCUUCUCUUCCUAGCACUUUUGAAAAUCCAGACUGCAGCUGGUUUACUCAAAUCUGCAAAUAGGAAAGCCAGGAUUAGGACACUCAGGAUCCUGAUUUCUUCAGAGCACUGCUACAGAGCUUUGAUCCCACAAAGCACUUGCCUAAUUUCAAGCAUAAAUUUCCCAUUAAGGAUGCUUUUGUCAUGCUUAAAGCUAGGUACAUGCCUAAGUGCUUUGCUAGAUGGGAAUUACAUUGAAAUAUAUAAAACUUUAACAUAUUUGAAAAGUCCAAAACCAUAUCCAUUUCUGAUUAUGGUUAGGGCAUUGUAAAGAAUAUCUGAGCUCUGUUUGCAGCUGUUCAAUCAAGUGGAGCGCUUUUUAGCCAAUACACACAGAGUUUUAUGACUUUUGAGUAGUAACAUCCAGUUGUCAGAACUAAUAGAGAGUGACAUGUCCUGUGAGGUUGGGACCUCUGUGCUGCUGUAAGGGGCGAAGUGGCUCCUGUGGCCAUCGGUGCUAACAAUACAUCAACAACCACUGACUAUUUUGUUCGGUUGUUCUGGUGAGAUAUGAGUGUGGUGGCUAAUUUCACAAGUAGUGUGACAUCAAGUGUAGUGUACUUUUCCAUUUCUUCCCGUAAUCUGUUGCAGCAGAGGUGAUCAGAAUUUGUUUAAACAUGAAAGACCCCCAAAUUUCUUGUUCUGUUAAUCCAAGGUGCUAAUCUGGAGACACACGGGUGUUUGUGUUUGUGCAUCAGUGUUUGCAGGACUGUGGCCCUGAAGGAACAUUUUACUGGCAGAGUUAAGAUCAGGGAACUAAUAGGGAGAAUGAACAAACCCCUAUAACUUUGGAAGACAAGAGUUGCAGAAAGCAUCACAGGACUUUGCUGAAAAACUGGCUACAUCUUACAGUUUCCUUUUUGUUUGAUUUGUUUUGGUUUUGGUUUUAUUCAGAUUGGCACAGAAUACUGUAUUUCCAUUGAUUAAAAUCUUGUCUGGUAACUAACUAAACAACUUGUUCAUGGAAAAUUAAAAAAUAAUAAGUAAACUGUCAGUUGUGGAAUGUAAACUGAUUAAACAAAUAAAAAAAAAUCAUGUUGUGUGUUUUAA